AUGAUUGACAAAAGAAUAAGAUCGAUAGUACUCUUGGUGGUUUUGGUUGUACUUAUGUACGCGUUUUUCAGUACAAUUCAUACCCCAAGAGAUGUAUUAUCAUCUGAAUUUACCGAUGAAAAACUUAGAAAAUAUGCAGAGCUUGAAACUUAUCAAAAUUUCCGUGCCAAUGGGAAAUUAUUCAGACCAAAUAGUAAGGCAAGACUUCCUGCAGAAUCGACUGUGAGACAGCAGCUUUCAUUUCAAUUCCCAUUUGAACCAGCCAAGGGGUUCCAAAAGAAUAUUUGGCAAACUUGGAAGGUCCCACUUGAUGAUCCUGACUUCCCACCAAAGUUCAAGGAAUUACAACUGACUUGGACUACCAAUAACCCAGAUUAUAAACAUUAUGUUCUUCCUGAUGAUGCUUGUCAUGAAUUGAUUAACCAACAGUAUGCUACUGUUCCUCAUGUUGUUGAAGCAUACAACAGUAUGCCAAAGAGUAUUCUUAAGGCUGACUUCUUCCGUUAUUUGAUUUUAUUUGCUCGUGGUGGUGUUUAUUCUGAUAUUGAUACUAGAAGUAUUAAACCUAUUGACAAAUGGAUGUCUGGUGAUGAAAAGAUUUAUGAUAAGAAAAACCCAACUAGUAUUGCUAUUGGUAUUGAAGCUGAUCCAAAUAGACCUGAUUGGGAAGAUUGGUAUGCCAGAAGAAUUCAAUUGUGUCAAUGGACCAUUCAAGCUAAGAAGGGUCAUCCAUUACUUAGAGAACUUAUUGCCAACAUUACAGACACCACUCUUACCCGUAAGAGAAAUGGACAAUUGACUAAAGUCUUAGGAAAGGAUGAAGGAGGUGAUAUUAUGAAUUGGACCGGUCCAGGUAUUUUCACCGAUUUUGUGUUUAAGUACUUAAACAAUAUUGUAUUACUGUCUCAAGGUCAUGCUGGUACUGAAGAUCCAAUUACAUGGAAACUUUUCACUGGUAUUAGUUUACCUGUUGUUGUUGAUGAUGUGAUGAUUCUUCCAAUUACUUCUUUCUCUCCAGGUGUUAACCAAAUGGGUGCCCAAUCUACUUCUGACCCUAUGGCUUAUGCUGAGCACUUGUUCCUGGGUUCUUGGAAACCAGAAGAUGAGAGAAUGUAA
This is a messenger RNA of [Candida] anglica, 1116 nucleotides long. NCBI's taxonomy places the organism in Eukaryota, Fungi, Ascomycota, Pichiomycetes, Serinales, Debaryomycetaceae. The record is from the annotation of a GenBank genome assembly.